This is a messenger RNA of Erpetoichthys calabaricus (reedfish), 3163 nucleotides long. RefSeq names its product nucleoporin 107 (gene nup107). Gene Ontology annotation, biological process: regulation of DNA-templated transcription; protein import into nucleus; post-transcriptional tethering of RNA polymerase II gene DNA at nuclear periphery. Gene Ontology annotation, molecular function: structural constituent of nuclear pore. The record is from RefSeq and is a predicted model, not a curated record. Gene Ontology annotation, cellular component: nuclear pore outer ring; nuclear pore. Bases 342 to 3095 code for a protein of 917 amino acids. The transcript has 28 exons. NCBI's taxonomy places the organism in Eukaryota, Metazoa, Chordata, Cladistia, Polypteriformes, Polypteridae.
CGUGUUGUGCUCCCUCUUUCCACGAGCGUCUCUUUGAAACCUGUCCUCUUUACUUGGACACUCUUGUAUUCAGUAGCAAUAUAGGACCACUUGUUUGACUUCUUUAAUCUGCAUUUUAAGUGGCCGAAGUCGCGGAGCCUGCAUUAUAAGACUUUUUUGUCCGCUGACAGCAAGGCGGUGACUUGUGAAUCCAAGCAACACGCGUCUUGUUUGAAAUCUCGUUCUGCGCUCGAUUGGUUAGGCUUGUCGAGACAGGCGGGAACCCCAGAAUCGGGCAGAGGAAGACUCGAAUCGUAUGAAAGUGAAGUUGGCGGCGUGACAGACUGGAGGAAGUUCGCACCAUGGAGGGUUGCAAUGAACUGCUUUCUCCAGUCAUACGUGAUACAGAGGUUUCAAAAACAGCCCGGAGAAAGAGUGCACAGAAGAAAGUUUCAAUUAUGUCAUCUCAUGGCGACAGCCCAGAAUUCAGUGUCACUCCUACUCGCACUCCGCUAUUGGGACGACCUUUAGGAUCUCUAUUGAAGCAAAACUUUAUCCCUCGGAGCUCUUUGAAAUAUCCAGAUGUAUCGGCUAUUUUGCCAUCAGCAGGGAAGUCUCCAAGACAUUUCCAGAAGCCAGGUUAUAUAUCCAAUAUGUCUAUGAAUCUGGAUGAAAGUGAUUGGAACUUCAGUUUUUCUUACUUGCCUCAGCCAGCAGUCAUACCUGAGGGCAGUUUCACAGAAGAUGUAACACUGAGUGCAGUCAUGCUGAAGGAGGAGGAUCCAGGAGAAGCUGCUUCAGUUAGCAUGUUUGCAAGUUUUCUGCAGUCCUAUCUGAAGCAUUCCUCAAGUACAAUAUUUGAUCUUCUGGGGAAGUACGAAACUGUUUGUGAGGAACAGGUUAAUAUGCUGAAGAAAAUAGUGACCCGAACAACUCCUGGUCAUCAAAAAUUUUCAAAAACAGCCAGUUUGCUGUGGUUACUACAGCAUGAGACAGUAACAUGGCGUUUGUUGGCCUCCUUGUACAGAGACAGAAUUCAUUCAGCACUUGAAGAUGACAUAAUGGUGGAUGUUGCUAUACCCACAGAAAGUGAAAAACUCAUUAUGGAAAAUUUGUUUCAAAGGGAUUCAAUAGUUCGGCAGAGUCAGUUAGUUGUAGACUGGCUGGAAAACAUUGCCAAAGAUGAAGUGGGAGAUUUUUCUGAUAAUAUAGAGUUUUAUGCAAAAUCAGUAUACUGGGAGAAUACAUUACAUAGUCUUAAGCAACGAAGCAUGUCCCAUGCAGGAUAUAGUAGGCCACUGGUUACUGAAUUGGAUCCUGAUGCUCCAUUCAGACAGAAGAUGCCUUUAGCUGAUCUUGACAGAGAGGAUGAAGGCCGGCUAUUGAAGUACUUGUUCACACUUAUUCGUGCGGGUAUGACAGAUGAGGCCCAGCGCCUUUGUAAGCGGUGUGGUCAGGCUUGGAGAGCAGCAACUCUGGAAGGAUGGAAACUGUACCAUGAUCCAAAUAUUGGUGGAGGAAUGGAGUUGCAGACAGUAGAAGGAAACCCCCAUCGAAUAAUUUGGAAAGCUUGCUGUUGGAGGAUGGCAGAAGAUGAGAUGUUCAACAGAUAUGAACGUGCGAUCUAUGCUGCCUUAAGUGGAAACCUAAAGCAGUUGCUUCCAGUUUGUGAGACUUGGGAAGAUACAGUGUGGGCCUACUUCAGGGUCAUGGUAGAUUCUUUAGUGGAACAGGAAAUUCGAUCAACUGGCACUGUUGUUCAAGAGCUGGAUGAACUGCCCAGAGAAAGCUUGGAGGCCAACUGGACAAUGGAGAAAGUGUUUGAGGAACUGCAGGCAACUGACAGACCACGUGUGCUGGAAGAAUCUAAGGAGCAUUUCCAUAUUAUUCAGAAGUUCAUUAUCCUGGAAGAUUUAGAUGGCUUGAUGGACGAGUUUAAUGAAUGGCUGAUGGCUGGAAAGCCUAGUCUUCCUUCACACUUGCUACGCUUUAUGUCACACCUGAUUUUGUUCUUCCGCAUGUUGGGAAUGCGAACAAAGGAAGAAGUAUGUGUGGAGGUGCUGAAGAUGUAUAUUCAGGUUCUCAUAAAUAUGAAGAAUAUAGAUUUGAUUGCACAUUAUGUUAGGCACUUGCCACCAGACCAAGCAAUUGUUCAGUAUGCUGAAUUUCUGGAGUCCAUAACAGAGACUGAGCAGCGGGUGCAUUGUCUUAAACUAGCCAGGGAAGCUGGACUAGAUGUGGCAGCUGUGACAAAGAUGGUGGUAGAAAAUGUUCGCAAGAAAGAUGUGGAAGACUUUGCUCAUCAUGACAUUUCUCCUGCUUUUGACUCUGGCACAUCACAGGCUGAUCUGCGAAAGAUUGAUGUAAUUGGCUGGCUGGUGUUUUAUCCAUCACAGAGGUCAGAGGCAUUGAAACAGAGUAAUGCAAUCAUGAGGAUGUUUAUGGGUUCAAAGAAAUACGAAGCUGCCAAGGGUGUUUUCAUUAAGAUCCCAGAAGACUCUGUACAUGAAAUCUAUAAGCACUGGGGGGAUCAAGGAUUGGAUGUUCCUGCAGAGGAUAAAAAUGCAAUUCGUGAGCACCUCUGUAUCCGAGCCUACCUAGAAGCCCAUGAAGCCUUUAAUGACUGGUUUAAGCACAUGAACACUGCUCCCAAAAGCCAGUCCUGGCCCCCACAGGCCAAGUUCAAAGAGGAGGUUGCCUAUGAGAUGAAAGUUAAAGAUUAUGAAAUGGAAUAUCAGACCUGGUGCAAACAUUUGAAUGCACUGACCAGUGAUGUCAAGGACAAAAUGUACAAUGUACUACUUUUUGUAGAUGGAGGUUGGAUGGUUGAUGCUUAUGAGAAUGCAGAAGAGGACCAAGAACGUUCCCAUCAGAUGACAUUACUGAGGAGGCUCUGCCUGCCAGCCAUGUGUUUCCUGCUGCACAGCGUACUGCAUAGCACUAAGCAUCAUCAGGAGUGCUUGCGAUUAGCAGACAUUGUGUCCUCUGAGCAACAUAAGCUUUAUCAGGUAUUUUCUAAGGAGGAGCUGAGAAGGUUUCUGCUGAAGUUGAGAGAGUCUUCCGUGGAGCUUUUGGAUCAAGGACUUGACCCCUUGGGUUAUGAAAUUAAAUCAUAAUAAUUGCUUUAAACUACAUUUUCUAAUUCUGUGAUUUUUGUAUAUAAUAAAAGUUCAACAUAUUUUCA